Messenger RNA from Purpureocillium lilacinum, 2793 nucleotides. RefSeq lists its product as uncharacterized. NCBI's taxonomy places the organism in Eukaryota, Fungi, Ascomycota, Sordariomycetes, Hypocreales, Ophiocordycipitaceae. The record is from RefSeq and is a predicted model, not a curated record. Gene Ontology annotation, molecular function: voltage-gated chloride channel activity. Gene Ontology annotation, cellular component: Golgi apparatus; plasma membrane; early endosome. Gene Ontology annotation, biological process: transmembrane transport; chloride transport.
AUGUCUGGAGCUCCCCAGCACGACUACGCCUUUGCCUCUGCAUCUUCGUCCUCCCACUCGCCCGCGCCCGCCAAUACGCCGCCCUCGGCCGCCGACGACGACCACGCCGACCUCGACUUCCUCGCUGGCGACGAUGCGCGCGAUGGCGACGACGACAACGACGACGACGUACUCGCCGACGACCCAAUUCGCCAGGAGCUGAACACACCGCUGUCUUUUAAGCGCAGGCAAAAGCAGUCCUUCUUGUCUGCGCCGUCGCGGUUCUUCUCGGCGUUCGCGAGCGGCAGUGGCUCGGCCGACUCGCCGGGCUUCGGGGCGUCGUCUCAGCGAUACCAACACCCCAAUGUCCCUCCCCUCGUGACGGGCCACUCGCACCGGCCAUCGGGCUCGACGAACCUCAAUACUGGGAGCAAAGAUGGCGUGCCGCUGGACUGGUACGCCGAGGGCCCCGGGCGGCGCGUUGGCUACGAGGACCUUACUGCCAUCGACUGGAUCUUCGAGUACACCAAGGAGCGCCAGCGCCUGCGCGUGCUCUCUUCAAGUGCUAGCGGGCUGAUGGGAUAUGUCCAGCACCUCAUCGACGCCAGCCAAGUCUGGAUCAUCCUCAUCCUUACAGGGCUGCUCGUCGGCGCCAUCGCUGCCGCCAUCGACGUGACCACGGACUGGCUCGGCGACCUCAAGCUGGGCUUUUGCUCCAGCGGGCCUGAAGGCGGACAUUUCUACCUCAAUAAGGGCUUCUGCUGCUACGGGUACGACCAAGGGUCCAAAUGCCUUGGUUGGAAGACGUGGGGUGAUGCCCUCGGCGUGCAUUCCGCAGGCGGCAAGUGGUUUAUUGGAUACAUUUUCUUCCUCCUAUUUUCUGUCUGGCUGGCAUAUUGUGCUGCGCUGCUUGUCAAAGAAUAUGCUAUAUACGCUAAGCAUAGUGGUAUCCCUGAGAUCAAAACUGUUCUCGGAGGCUUUGUCAUCCGGCGCUUCCUGGGGACCUGGACGCUGAUAACCAAGUCUCUCGGCCUGAUUCUGGCCGUCGGCUCGGGCAUGUGGCUUGGCAAAGAAGGCCCCCUUGUCCACGUCGCUUGCUGCUGCGCCAACCUGUUUAUCAAACUGUUUAGCAACAUCCGAAGCAAUGAAGCUCGAAAGCGCGAGGUCCUCUCUGCAGCCGCAGCUUCGGGCAUUUCCGUAGCGUUUGGAUCACCCAUCGGGGGUGUUUUGUUCAGUCUCGAGGUGAGCAAGGCGCUCGAAAAUCACGAUCCCGAAUUCGCGCUGACCCGUGAGAAGCAACUCUCAUAUUACUUCCCGGAUAAGACAAUGUGGCAAAGCUUUGUCUGUGCCAUGACUGCGGCCGUGGCUUUGCAGGCUUUCGACCCGUUUCGUUCUGGCAAGCUUGUCCUGUACCAGACCAAGUACAACACCGACUGGCAUGGGUUUGAAAUGAUUCCCUACGCAAUCCUCGGUAUCUUGGGCGGCGUAUACGGAGGUCUCUUCAUCAAGGCGAACAUGACUGUUGCUCGCUGGAAGAAAGCCCGACCAUGGCUCCCGGGCCCGAUCGCCCAGGUUCUGCUGGUGGCGCUCCUGACGGCUCUCGUCAACUACCCCAACUUUUACAUGAAGCUACAGACCUCAGAGCUCGUCUCGAAUCUAUUCUCUGACUGCUCACGCCUCCUGGAUGAUCAGAUCGGGCUGUGCAAGAAGGGUGCGGCGUCGGCCAGCACCAUUAUCCUUCUCAUCUUUGCCUCCGUUCUGGGCUUCUUCCUCGCUACCAUAACAUUUGGUCUCCAGAUUCCCGCAGGCAUAAUCCUGCCGUCCAUGGCCAUUGGCGCACUGACCGGCCGCGCCGUUGGCAUCAUCAUGGAGAUCUGGGUCACCAACCACCCUAAAUUCUUUGUCUUCGCGUCGUGCGAACCCGAUGUUCCUUGCAUCACGCCGGGAACAUACGCCAUUAUUGGUGCCGCUGCGGCCCUGGCUGGCGUGACUCGAAUGACGGUCUCCAUAGUCGUCAUCAUGUUCGAGCUCACGGGCGCGCUGACGUACGUCCUGCCCAUCAUGAUUGCUGUCAUGAUCUCCAAGUGGGUUGGCGAUGCUUUUUCGCGUCGCGGCAUCUACGAGUCCUGGAUUCACUUCAAUGAAUAUCCGUUCCUCGACAACAGCGAAGAAAUGAUUAUCCCCGACAUCCCUGCGUCGCAGAUUAUGACACGCAUCGAGGACCUGGUUGUUCUCACCGCUACUGGGCAUACUAUUUCGUCACUAAACUCGAUCCUCGAGAUGCACCCAUACCGCGGAUUCCCUGUCAUCUCAGAUCCUCGCGACGCGAUUCUCCUCGGCUACAUCUCUCGUGCCGAACUUAGCUACAACAUCCGCACCGCGUCUCAGCCACCGCGUUCACUUCCUCCGGAGACGGAAGCCUUCUUCUCUCACCAACCCCUCGCUGACCCCCGGACAACACUGGACCUGCGCCCUUGGAUGGAUCAGACGCCUCUCACACUGCCGUCGCGUACGAACCUGCACUUGGUCGUCUCAUACUUUCAGAAGCUCGGCCUGCGCUACGUCCUCUUCAGCGACCGCGGCGUCCUCCAGGGCCUCCUCACGAAGAAGGACGUCUGGUACGUCCUCAACGGGGCCGAUGAGACGCGCCGCACGGGAGGCGCGCCCACGGCCGGAGCUGGAGUCGGGACGGGCAGGCGCCAUGACCCCACGCGGGAGGAUGGGCCACGCGAGGAGAGAGGCUUGCUGCGUGCCGGGGGCCUGGAUGAUGACGCCGAGAGUCUAAGAGAGGAGGAUCGGGCGUCGAUAUUAUAA